AAGUUUGGCAAUGGCUGCCACAACGUCGUCUGCUCCAGAGGACGCUCCCACGCAAGCAAACGCUCACUUUGCGGCGCCUCCGGCGACCGUGAACGGAGGAGAAGAUGGCUUCGACGCCGCACCGCUGCCUAUCGAGAGUCUGCGGCACCGAAUCAACGAAAUCGUCUCCAAGGUCGAUGAGUUGGAGCGGAAGGUGGAUAAGAUUGCCAAAUUCUAUGCCAAUGAUAGCAAGGAUAAGAAGCUGGCCUUGAAGAGCUCCAGGAAUCAGGCUUUGAAAGACAAGGACGGCGAAGAGAGAAUGAGGGAUCUCAUGCGGCAGUUUGGCACGAUAGUGCGCCAGAUCUCACAACACAAGUGGGCUGAUCCAUUCAAGGAGCCGGUAGAUGUUGUAAGCUAUGGUCUGCAUGACUACUAUGAUAUUAUUAAAAAGCCAAUGGAUUUCAGUACAAUUAAGAACCAAAUGGAGGCCAAGGAUGGUAGUGGAUAUAAAAAUGUGCGUGAAAUAUAUGCUGAUGUCAGAUUAAUUUUCACAAAUGCAAUGACCUAUAAUGAUGAGAAGGAUGAUGUUCAUGUAAUGGCCAAAAGUUUAUUGGCUAAAUUUGAAGAGAAGUGGUUGCAGCUAUUGCCAAAGGUUCUUGCUGAGGAAAGAAGACAACAGGAGGUGGAGGCGCAAGCCCUUGAAAAUAUGCAGACUGCUCAAGAGGCUGCUAUUGUGAAAAUGGCUAGAGCAACAAACAACAGGCUUGCAGAACUCAAUUUGAACUUAGAUGAACUAAGAGAAGCAGUGGCCCAUAAAUGUAGAAUGUCGGCAGAAGACAAAAGAAAACUUUGUACAGCAUUGAGUUAUUUGUCAGAUGAAGAUCUUGUCAAAGUGCUAGGGAUUAUUGCUGAGAGCAAUCCCAGCUUCCAGGCUAUGUCUGAGGAGGUGGACAUAAACUUGGAUGAACAGAGUGAAGCAACCUUGUGGAAGCUCAAAUUUUUCCUGAAAGACUCAAUGAAUCUUCAAUCGAAAAACCCACCAAGUAACGUUGAUCGUAAUCGGAACGCAAAGCGCAAGAAGGAGAUCUGCCAGGCCCUGGCAAAAUUUCCAAAGAGAAAAAGCAAAUUGCUUUCAUCCGUGUAGUUCAUGUAUUUAAAUGGUUCCUUCAUCUGUGAUUGAUUAGCCCAUCUAAGCAGCCAUUUUUAUUGCCUCAAAACAUGUAUAUCCUUCUGGUGCACUUGUUGUUUCAGGAGUUUCUUUAUCUCUGUGAACACUCUAAACUGAACCAUGCAUUUUCACAAAUUAGAUGGCAUUUUUCUUCUUAUUCAGAUGUCUUGUCAGUUAUCUUAAAUUCAUGAACAGAUUCAAACUUUUGAUAAAUGAAAUGCCAUCUCUCUAUUA
Messenger RNA from Dioscorea cayenensis subsp. rotundata (Guinea yam), 1381 nucleotides. Its product is annotated as transcription factor GTE6-like. Bases 11 to 1123 code for a protein of 370 amino acids. The record is from RefSeq and is a predicted model, not a curated record. Gene Ontology annotation, molecular function: protein binding. NCBI's taxonomy places the organism in Eukaryota, Viridiplantae, Streptophyta, Magnoliopsida, Dioscoreales, Dioscoreaceae. The transcript is spliced from 8 exons.